Molecule: messenger RNA, 2468 nt
Organism: Artibeus jamaicensis (Jamaican fruit-eating bat)
Lineage: Eukaryota; Metazoa; Chordata; Mammalia; Chiroptera; Phyllostomidae
Gene: UMAD1
Product: UBAP1-MVB12-associated (UMA) domain containing 1
Exons: 6
Coding region: 196-624 (142 amino acids)
Source: RefSeq, a predicted model, not a curated record
AGGCGUUGAGUGGAUGGGGCGGGGCCUGAGACUUGCUCCCGAGUGCUCCACCGGGGAGGAUCCCCGCCUCUAGUUGACCCCGGAAGCAAGGUAUCCGGCUAUCCGGGUCCGGUGCUGAUGCAGCAGGGGACUGCACUGCGAGGUUCAGGUUUCCCUGGGCUGUAGAGUUGUAAAAAGAUCCCAGCGGCAGCGGCGAUGUUUCACUUCUUCAGGAAGCCUCCAGAGUCGAAGUCGCCCUCCACCCCGGAGAAGGAAGCAGAUGGAUUUGUCCUGUUAGGAGAUACAGCAAAUGAGCAAAGAGCAGCAGCAAGGGGUACAACUUCGGAAGCAGAAGGCAGUCCGCCGGCUAUGGACACAAAAAUUCAGACUGGCAAAGAAGACUCAUCCAGUGUGACUGUAGCAGGCCCCGAGGCGGAAAAUAAGGCAGGCCAGACUCUGGAGAACAGCUCGUUAAUGGCCGAGCUUCUGAGCGAUGUGCCCUUCACCCUGGCCCCGCACGUGCUGGCCGUGCAGGGCACUGUCAGUGACCUUCCAGACCACUUACUCACCUAUGACGUCAGCGAAAACUUGUCACGAUUCUGGUAUGACUUUACUCUUGAAAAUUCAGUGCUCUGUGAUUUAUAAUUUUUAUGUUUGUUUGUAUCUUAAGCUUUAAGACAAAAAUUUGCCCAUGUGUUUAAGCUGUUUGAUGUUUGUUGCCACUUCACUGUCCAAAGGCCCUCGGAAAAACGAGGAUUGUAAAGGAAAGAAAGUAACAUUACGUUCAUUGCUCUGUUUUUCAGAAUAAAGUAUAUUUGUAUAAAAUGGAACCUAAGUUUUACUUCCUUUCCCGUGAAUAACAAAUAUGAAAAUUAGGCAAUCAUAGUUUUAUGAAAGGAGUAGGGUCCUUCAACCAGGCCCUCAAAAUACAACACCUCAAACUGAUCUUAGAAGAACCAUGAAGAGGAACCUUCAGAGCAUUCGCACCCUCAAGGCAUUUUCCUUGGUUUCUACAAGUCAAGUCCAUCCUGAGAGCGAGUGUGAACUCCCUUCUCUGGUUUGGAGGAAGCUUGAAUCAGUAUUAUUCUUUCUUCUUCCAAAGUGUUUAUGAAUGAGUUCAGAAAAAAAUUAUCACCAGUUAACCUGAAUUUCUUCAGUCUCCAUAUAGACUCUGACGUGGAAAUUGAAAACUUGCCCUAAAAAGCAGGGGGACUUGUCAGGCCUGGGAAGCUCAGUCUGUUAGACAGAGCACUAUCCCAAUACACGAAGGUUGUGGGUUUGAUCCCCAGUCAGGGCACGUACAAGAAACAACCAUUAAACGCAUCAGUAAGUGGAGCAAGAAAUGGAUGUUACUCUCUCUUCCUCUCUAAAAUCAAUAAAUGAAAAAAUAAUUUUUAAAGCAGGGGGAGUUUGCUGAUAAGAGUGCUAUAACAGGAACGCUCUGGAUGCUGUUUCUUUGUGUGAUAAAUUUCCGUUUCCUUAAACCCAUGGCAUUUCUUUGCACCUUGAAUGAUUCCUGUGCUCCUGCCUUUGUUUUCUGCCCGAUGCUCCUCCAGAAUGUUCUUCCUCACCAGCUUCCUGAAGGACUUUCCUGCUUCUGCCUUGGUUAGCAUUUAUUCCCCCAACCACAUAUGUCCCCCGAUAUGAAGAGAAUCCACACUUCCUUUCCACCUCUCUGCCUCCCAAAGAAAAACAUCUCAGGAUGCUGCAGGUUACUGCUGACAACACCCUCAUUUAGAAACCCGUUGGCCACAGUACAGAUGGAAGCGUUUUACUGCUAGAAAAACUGAAAGCAACUCAUUUCCAACUGGAGCACAGGCAGAACACCUAGAUACGAUUUUCAGUUCUUGAAUAUCCAUUAUAUAUUCCAACUAAAACAGCCGAGAACUGCCACGGGUCAGUAAACUGCAGAGGGAAUAAACUGUGAUAGUGUUUUCCGUGCCAUGUAAAAUUUGAUCCCAUUUGUUCUGUAUAGUAGCAAUGUGAUUUAUUAAUUCUGUGCCAAAUUCUAAGUAUAUUUUUCAUGAAGAUAGAGUACCAUAGCAAAACUGAACACUGUGCAUAAAGGUACAUGAAUUAUUCAAGUUUUAAUGUGUUAUGCAUGUUUGUUUAAUAAAAGUGGCAUGUUCUUGAUAAAAAAGCUAUGUUAUUUAAAAGAUACACAUUUCUACUGCCCCAAAUGUGUGUCACUUACAAAUAGUUUUACCACCAAGGUAAAUGGUUAAAUUAGAUCUUUACAUAGUUUCAUAAAACAUCAGUCUAGGAAAUGUGACUUGUUACUAAACAAAUGGGAAUGUUUUACAGCACUUUUUUGUGAAAGCCCAUCCUUAAUACCCAUGUUAAUGUACCUUAAAGCCAAAUGAAGCCUGUCAUCAAUUUAGCUAAUAUGUGUUAAAUUUUGCCUCAAAUACUUAUACAUUUCAUUUAUAUUUUUGUCUACUAUGUUAUAUAAAUAUGCUGAUACAUAUUUUAAUUUGCCUAAAAUUGUU